AUGAAAGGAGAGGUGAUCGGUAUCAAAGUCUCCCGCAACAGCCCGGCUAUCAACCACCUCUUAUUCGCGGAUGAUACCAUGUUCUUUAGUAGAACAGACCAAAGGAGCUGCAAGUCGCUUAUGUCGAUUCUUAAGCGGUACGAGGAUGCAUCAGGCCAGAGCAUUAAUUUUGAUAAAUCAUCCAUCACAUUCGGAGCCAAGACACCAGGAGAAGUUAAGCGGCGUAUCCGAGAGCAGUUCCAAAUCACAAAUGAAGGAGGUAUUGGCAAGUAUCUCGGAUUACCGGAACACUUUGGAAGGAGAAAGCGCGAUAUUUUUGCUGUCCUGGUGGAUAAGUUAAGGCAAAAGGCACAUAGUUGGACUACUAGAUUUCUCUCCGGUGCCGGGAAAAUGGUCCUUUUGAAGUCAGUUUUAGCGGCGAUGCCUACAUACUCCAUGUCUUGUUUCAAACUGCAUCUCUCCCUUAUCAAGCAACUUCAAUCAGUGCUUACGAGAUUCUGGUGGGAUCUAUCCCCGAAGAUCAAGAAGAUGUGCUGGGUCUCGUGGAGUAAUCUAUCUAAGCCCAAGAAUGCUGGAGGCCUUGGGUUUCGGGAAUUAGCUCAGUUCAAUGAUGCGAUGCUAGCAAAAAUUUCUUGGAGGCUACUCAAGGAUCCUAACUCCUUGCUUGGUAGGAUUCUGUUUGGCAAGUACUGUCUUCAUACUCCCUUCCUCGAAACACCGGUGGCAACAGGCAUAUCACAUGGGUGGCGAGGUAUUUUGGUGGGACGGGAUCUCUUAGCGAAGGGACUGGGUUGGGCUCUGGGUUCUGGACACAAUGUGGACAUCUGGACAGAGCCUUGGUUAUCUACCUCAGACCCAUGUGUCCUAAUGGGACCUCCGACUGAGGGAAACAAAGCGUGGAAAGUCAGUAACCUGAUUAACCCUGCAUCUCACGACUGGGAUGUUAAGCUCAUUAGAGAACAUUUACCUCAGUAUGAGGAGGCCAUCCGAAGACUAAUUCCGAGUGCCUUUCCAUUGGAAGAUGAAAGGGUCUGGCUCCCUAAUGCCUCUGGCGUCUACUCGACGAGAUCUGGGUACGCUAUAGCUAAGCUUUGUAAUGGCGAUGCUUUGGACCGAGUUUUUGAUUGGAAGAAGAACGUGUGGAUGGUGGAUACGUCACCAAAGCUUAAACACUUUCUCUGGAAGACGAACAGCAAAGCCCUUCCGGUAGGAUCGGUACUGGAAAGCAGAGGACUGAGUGUCGCUGCUACUUGCCGUCGCUGUGGAGCGCCAGAGACUGAACUCCACGUUUUAUUCCACUGUCCCUAUGCAAUAAAAGUCUGGGAACUGACUCCGUGUAUCCAUAAACCUCUGAUGAAUAUCGCUUCUAUCGACCAGUUCCUGUUUCACUGUCGCAAGCUGAUCUCUCUUCCUCCAACGGGCUUAGGAUCAACCCCCCUGUAUCCUUGGAUCCUCUGGACCCUAUGGACAAAUAGGAAUAAACUAUGCUUUGAGAAUGUUUAUUUCUCUGAAGAAAGUGCGGUCUUGAAAGCAAUUCAAGAUGCUCGAGCUUGGAAGGCUGCUCAGACUCAUGUCGAAAAGCCUUCUCUACCACAUUCUGUGGUCCCGUCUUUACCUGUACAAUCUGCUAACUCUUACACUUGGUCUUCAUUCUCAGAUGCAGCUUGGGACUCCUCUUCAGGUAAUUGCGGCUUGGGCUGGCAACUCCGAGACUCUACGGAUAGUUGCACAGAACAGGGUUCCUCUCACCGACGUUUCGUUCCCUCGGCUCUUGUGGCGGAGGCGCUGGCGGUUAAGGCUGCUUUGACGGCAGCUACAUCUUCUCAGGUCUGUAGCAUUCGUGUCUACUCAGACUCAAAGUCUCUCAUCAAACUCUUGAACUCUCAGGAUUGUGAUGUUAGCUUGAAAGGUGUGCUUCAUGAUAUCAAUUGUCUGGCACACUCUUUUGAAUCUAUCUCCUUUUGUUUUAUCCCGCGUUUAGCAAACUGUGUUGCUGAUUCCAUUGCGAAAACAGCUUUGUAUGAUCUACAAUCCUCUGUUUGA
This is a messenger RNA of Brassica napus (rape), 2043 nucleotides long. RefSeq lists its product as uncharacterized. NCBI's taxonomy places the organism in Eukaryota, Viridiplantae, Streptophyta, Magnoliopsida, Brassicales, Brassicaceae. The transcript has a single exon. The coding region runs from base 1 to 2043 and encodes 680 amino acids. Gene Ontology annotation, molecular function: nucleic acid binding; RNA-DNA hybrid ribonuclease activity. The record is from RefSeq and is a predicted model, not a curated record.